Molecule: messenger RNA, 3018 nt
Organism: Ostrinia furnacalis (Asian corn borer)
Lineage: Eukaryota; Metazoa; Arthropoda; Insecta; Lepidoptera; Crambidae
Product: zinc finger E-box-binding homeobox 1
Exons: 13
Coding region: 211-1863 (550 amino acids)
Biological process (GO): regulation of transcription by RNA polymerase II
Molecular function (GO): DNA-binding transcription factor activity, RNA polymerase II-specific; RNA polymerase II cis-regulatory region sequence-specific DNA binding
Source: RefSeq, a predicted model, not a curated record
CCCUAUUUUGCAAAGCGGUACUUCUUUUUACCGUUACGCGGGCGCGUGGCGGCCGGAGCGCUGUCGAGAGAGUGCCGCGAGGACCGAGCCACCCCUCCUCUCGCGAUUUUCCUGCCGGUGGAGGAAGGAGUCGGGAGCGGGAGUGAUUUGGUGUCGGAGGCACAUGGAGGGGAUCCCGCACCUUGGUGGGGAUGCGUCGCGCCGUGCGUGAUGGACGCUCAGCGGGGCAAAUUGAACUGUGAAGAGGAAUCUGAGAUGAACUUUGCUUAUUCAACGGUGGGUGCCACGGGCACCCACUUUGUUACUACCAGCGGUCAACUGCCUGUGACCAAGAUACAGCAAAAUGUUUCAAAUAAUGGAAAUACAUUGCAACAGGUGGUAGGCAUGGUGGGUGGUCUAGGCGAGGGCGUGCAGUACGUUCGGACGUUGGACGGCCAGCUGCAGGCGGCGCCGCACCUCAUCUCUGUGCCCAUCGCGCUGCCUGGCGCCAAGCCAGGCGAUCCUCAACCAACGGUGCAGAUUCAGGUGCUCAGUCCGAACCUGACGCUGCAGCCGCAGCAGCAGCCGAAGUACCAGAUGCAAAUACCUAUACAGGGAUUCCAGCAAGGUGCUGUCCUCACUGUGGCGUAUUCUCCAGAGGCAAAUGAAGCCGGCGGUCUCCAACUUAUUGGACAAAAUGCUCUGCCUGAAGGCCUGCAGGUGCUGACGGCGGUGCCGCAGGACAUGCAGCUGCUGCAGGCGCAGCAGGCUCAGCCGCAGGACAGCAAGGACCAGAUACCGCAGCACCAGGUGUUCAUAAUGCCGAACCAGCAAAUCAUAAUCAACGGGCCGGACGACAACAAGGCGCUCAACAACAACACGAGUAACAAUAACAACAACGCCUUCGCCAACAUCGUCAUCAAGGAGGAGUGCGACGACAUGAAUGAUGACGAGAGUUCACAAGGCACAGAGACGAGCGACAGCUCCACGUGGCAGAUGACGAGCAGCAGCCAGCAGGACCUCAUCAAGUAUCUCAACACGCUGCCGCCACAGCAAACCCAAGCGCUGCCAGAAACCCUUCAGCAGUUCUUACGACUGAAUCCGGGCGAGGUCAAGAAGAUCGAGGACGUGGAAGUGGAGAUCGAGGUCGAGCCCGCGGACGAGCAGCGCGACGACAUCACCGAGGCCGUGCUGGGCGAAGACGGCACCAUCCGUAUCACCAGCAAAAAGAAGAAGAAAUACAAGAAGAAACCUCCUCGGCCCGCUCGUCCUAAGCCGGGGCAGGUGGUGAUCGCGACCGGCGCCGACGGCUCGCCCGUGUUCUGCUGUCCCGAGUGCCCCGCCCGCUACCAGGAGAAGGCCGAGCUGGAAAUGCACCUUAUCGUGCACAAAAUAGAGCGGAGAUUCAUCUGCGGCAUUUGCGGGGCUGGUCUAAAGCGCAAAGAGCAUCUGGAGCGGCACAAGCUGGGCCACAACCCCGAGCGGCCCUACGUGUGCGGCGUGUGCCGCAAGGGCUUCAAGCGCCGCGAGCACCUCAACCUUCACACCGUCAUCCACUCCGGCGUCAAGAGCGAGAUGUGCGGCGAGUGCGGCAAGGGUUUCUACCGCAAGGACCACUUACGCAAGCAUACUCGCUCGCACGAGAGCAAGCGGUUGCGCGACGAGCAGAACACGCCCGCGCAGCCGCCGCCGCCGCCGCCUGCCAUCACCACCACGCGCUCCGAUGCUGUGCUGCCCGAGAUCACCAUACAUGUCCCGACAAGUUCGAACAUGCAAGUGCCCGUUCAGAUCAACAUCCCGCAGCACGUGAUGUCCACGAUAGCGGCUCAGGCUUCGCAGGACACGCAGGCGCAACUCGACGCCCUCCUCGCCGACCACUCGUGACGCCCCUAGCGCGCCCCGCCGGGCCCCGCGGGCCCCACGGGCCCCGGGGGCCCCGGCGACGAACUGGACGAGACACUCGCGAUCAUACUUAACAAUUGGGAGGACUGUCCGGACACUGAAAGUAACAAGUGAAGGACUCGCUCGAAAACGAUUUGGGGUAUGCAUUUCAAAUCUAUAACGUUGAUUGGAAACGCUCGCCAUCAUACUUAACACGUGGGAGGACUGUCCGGAGACCGAAACUAGCGAGUGAAGGACUCGCUCGAAAAACAUUUGGGGUAUGCUAAGUCUAUAACGUUGAUUGGAUCAGUCGAAGAUUCCGUAUCACCAAAGAAAUCCAUGGCGUUAAUCAAAUCAAUGAUUAUAAGCAAUCAAGAUUUUGUUGACUCUGCCCGCACCACCACAAAAUUUCUUGGCGAUUUGGACUCCCAUAAGGCGAAACAGGGUAUUGGCAAACAUGUGGUACCUUCAUUAGCGACGAAGACAAGUCGAUAAGUGUUAAGAAUAUUCCGAGACCAUGACGGAAGGAUCGACCCUCGAAUUUGUGUGGAAUUGUUUUUUUACAAGUGUUUGAAGGAGACAGUAUUGAAGCAUAAGUGAUGUUGGACUGUAGAGAGAGAAGACAAUAGAUCUAAGGUAAUAUUACACUUAGCUUUUAAACACAUGAUUCGCUUUAUGUACAGUAAAAUAAGUUAUCGAAGACUUGUUUCGUCGUAUUUGUAAGUAAACAUUUUUCACAAAAUUACUCGAAUUGAUUUGAGAUUAAGAAUAAGAUAGCUGCACUUGUUUACAAUUUUGAUAAAUCCUUGAAAUUUAUUUAAUAAACAUGUAAAUACACCGGCGUAUGAACAGGGUACGACAAUCUUGUGGCUAUUUUGACAUAGUAUGUAAUUGUGGAUAACUCGUGGUACCUUAUUCAAUUCUAUGAGUUUUUACUGGCUCAUUUUUUAUAUUGGAUAAUACAAAUCAAAAUGUGUAUUCCGCAAACUGACAACAAUCUACAUACAUUUAUUUUAUUUACUUUUUACAUAUUUUUUAUUUACAACAUUUUAUUGAUCAAGGCAUGUUGAAAAAUCAAACUAAUCUGAUCUCCUUUUUUGACUGUUCUUUUUUGGCUUUGUGUUUUUUUUAUUAUUUAUACAGGGUGUUAGGUAAAUG